This is a messenger RNA of Penicillium daleae, 1356 nucleotides long. RefSeq lists its product as uncharacterized. The record is from RefSeq and is a predicted model, not a curated record. Gene Ontology annotation, biological process: amino sugar metabolic process; peptidoglycan turnover. Bases 1 to 1356 code for a protein of 451 amino acids. The transcript has 5 exons. Lineage: Eukaryota; Fungi; Ascomycota; Eurotiomycetes; Eurotiales; Aspergillaceae. Gene Ontology annotation, molecular function: ATP binding; phosphotransferase activity, alcohol group as acceptor.
AUGACGGUCGCCCAGACAGCAACCAACGAGACUGUUGGUACCCAAAGCAAUGGCAACAAAUGGAACGGGAAACCAUUGAGUCUGAGAAUCAUCGGGACCAAUCAAGGGACGUCGAUGGAUGGAAUUGACAUUGCCCGUAUCCAUUGGACGCAAGAGCACCCAGAAGCACCUUUGAAGAUAGAGAUUUUGAAUCAUGGGGACGUUGAGUUUGACGGAGCUCUGAAAGAAACGGUCAUGCGAAUGAUCAGAUACAAUAAAACGACCCCCGAAGAGAUAUCAAUGGUUAAUAUCCAGCUCGGCGAAUUCGCCGCCAAAGCAAUCCGACAGUUCGCUGAGCGAGAAGGUUUUAGUCUUGAAGAAGACGUUGAUAUCAUCGCCGGCCAGGGCCAAACAAUCUGGCAUCUUCCUCUUCCAGAACUCUUUGAAGGCAAUCAGAUUCGCGCUCAUCUGGACAUGUCCGAGAUAUCCAUCAUCGCUGCCCGCACUGGCGUUACUACCAUGUCCAACUUCCGCGUUUCCGACAUGGCUCUUGGCCGCCAAGGUUGCCCGUUCUUCUCGGCCUUUGAUUCCCUGGUCGCAUCGCAUCCCACGUUGAAUCGAGCAGUUCAGAAUAUUGGUGGUAUUGCAAAUAUCACAUUUUGCCCCAAGAACGCGCCGGAUGAAGCGUAUGAUUUUGACGUAGGCCCGGGCAACGUUUUUAUUGAUGGUGCGGUUCGCUAUUUCACCCAGGGCAAGCGCCAGUACGACAAAGAUGGAGCGAUGGCCAGAGCCGGCCGCGUGAACCAAGCAAUCGUCGAUGAAACCCUCAAAGGCCCGUACUUUGUCCAUGAUAUUCCCAAGACAACUGGCCGCGAAACUUUCGGAGAGAACUGGAGCCAGGAACUCUGUGAACGGAUGAUGGCUGAAGGCGCAACUCCCGAAGACUGCGUCGCGACCAUCACUCGUAUCACGGCCCAAGCGCUUGUAGAGGCGUACGAGCGCUGGGGUCCCAAGGAAGGAGUCGAUGAGAUCUACCUCGGCGGUGGCGGUUCAUUUAACCCUGCCAUUAUUGAUUACCUUCGCGAGAAACUCCCAAGAACAAAAGUUGCGUUUCUGGAUGAAUUGGGCGUUCCAUGCAGCGCCAGGGAGGCGACAGACUUCUCGCUCAAGGGCCUCGAACUGAUUCUUGGCAGAGCUUUGAUGCCUCCUAAAAGAGCCGAAUCAGACAGGAUGGGAAUUACAGGCCAUACGCAGCCGGGGGAUGGGCUGAGGUAUCAUAAGAUACUGAGACAUGUUCAAGACUUCUGGGGUGAUUACCCGCUGGAGAAAAGGAUAAACCCUGUACGCAAGAUGAUUGUGGUGCCUUAUAAGGACUGA